CGCCGCAGGUGCGCUGCCCCCCCCGGCCUGCCGCCCGGUGAGCGGGCAGCCCCCGGGGAUGCGGGCGCAGCGCUAGUGGGCCGCCAUGGAGGGGCCGAGCGGGUCCAGCUUCGGGAUAGACACCAUCCUGUCCGGCGGCAGUUCUGGCAGCCCCGGCGUCAUGAACGGGGACUUUCGGCCGCACGGCGACGGCCGGCCCGCGGAUUUUAGGAGCCAGGCCACGCCGUCCCCCUGCUCGGAGAUCGACACCGUGGGCACGGCGCCCUCGUCGCCCAUCUCGGUGAGCAUGGAGCACCCCGAGCCGCACCUGGGGGUGGCGGAGAGCCUCCCGCCGCCGCCGCACCACCUCCACCUCGGCCCGCACCCGCCGCCGCCGAGUUUGCAGCCGUCUCCCCCGCAGCCGCCGCCGCCCCAGCUGGGCUCGGCCAGCUCCGGCCCCAGGACUUCCACCUCCUCUUUUUUAAUUAAGGACAUUUUGGGCGACAGCAAACCGCUGGCGGCGUGCGCACCUUACAGUACCAGCGUCCCCUCUCCCCACCACACCCCCAAGCAGGAGGGCAGCGUGGCCCCGGAGAGCUUCAGGCCGAAACUCGAGCAGGAGGACAGCAAAGUCAAGCUCGACAAGCGCGACGACACGCAGGGCGACAUCAAAUGCCACGGGACAAAGGAGGAGGGCGACCGGGAGAUCACGAGCAGCCGGGACAGCCCGCCGGUGCGGGCCAAGAAGCCGCGGAAGGCGCGGACAGCUUUCUCCGACCACCAGCUCAACCAGCUGGAGCGCAGCUUCGAGCGCCAGAAGUACCUGAGCGUGCAGGACCGCAUGGACCUGGCUGCCGCCCUCAACCUCACCGACACGCAGGUGAAAACCUGGUACCAGAACCGCAGGACGAAGUGGAAGCGGCAGACGGCGGUGGGACUGGAGCUGCUGGCCGAGGCCGGGAACUACUCGGCCCUGCAGAGGAUGUUCCCCUCGCCUUAUUUCUACCACCCCAGCCUGCUGGGCAGCAUGGACAGCACGACGGCGGCCGCGGCCGCCGCGGCCAUGUACAGCAGCAUGUACCGGACUCCCCCCGCGCCGCACCCCCAGCUCCAGCGGCCGCUGGUGCCGCGGGUGCUUAUCCACGGGCUGGGACCCGGCGGGCAGCCGGCCCUCAACCCCCUGGCCAACCCCAUGCCGGGCACCCCGCACCCCCGGUGAAGCAGCACCGCGGUCCCCGCAACGAGCCCUUCCCCUCCCCGUCCCCAAACAAGCCCCAGCACCGCAGAGAAGGAAACAAGGGGAAGCCGAGGGGCAGGAGCGUCUGCAGGCAGCCACCAGCCACCGAAGGAGGCGAUCAGUCAGAGCAGGGACUCUUGAACCGUGAACCCCGAGCCGAGCCCGUAAGUGAAACGACCACACGCGGGGGAACGCGGGCAGAGCCACGGGGCGCCCCGCCGACCUCGGCUCCUGCGAGACAGGACUUAGAGCUCGGAGACAGAGAGAGGGGGAAGGAGGGGGAGGAAGAGAGGGCGAGGGAGCCCGCCGCAGAGCCUGACCGCUGGAGAGGACCGAGGGAUGAGCGAGCCUCGCCCCCGCCCGUCGGAGAAGACCGGGGGAACAGAGAACUUUGCACUGAUUUUUCUCAUGACGUUUUUUUUUUUUCUUAUUGAAAAGUGGCAUGCUCCCUAAUGCGAACAGAAUUGUACAGACCGAGUGCUGAGUGCUAUAUCAUAUUUAUUAUAUGUUGUCCAAAAAAAAAAUCACUUCUAUACGUUAGUUUAAAACGAACGAACGUGGUUCUCCCCUCUCUCUUUUCAUGUCUUUUUGGAUUCAGUAAAAUAAAUGCUUAGAUGACAAAAUAUAGAUUUUUUUGUGACUGAAAAAUUACAGGGAAAAAAGAAAAAAAAAGAAAUAAACUUUAUCUUUUUUUAACAAACGUGGAAAUUCAAGGUAGCUAAUUUUCCCCGUGACGAGAAUGCAAGAAAUUCGGAGUAGAAAAGGCAAACGCCACUUUUUUUUUUUUUUCUUUAUUUUCG
Molecule: messenger RNA, 2016 nt
Organism: Cygnus olor (mute swan)
Lineage: Eukaryota; Metazoa; Chordata; Aves; Anseriformes; Anatidae
Gene: BARHL2
Product: BarH like homeobox 2
Exons: 3
Coding region: 86-1198 (370 amino acids)
Biological process (GO): regulation of transcription by RNA polymerase II
Cellular component (GO): nucleus
Molecular function (GO): DNA-binding transcription factor activity, RNA polymerase II-specific; RNA polymerase II transcription regulatory region sequence-specific DNA binding
Source: RefSeq, a predicted model, not a curated record